Messenger RNA from Branchiostoma floridae (Florida lancelet), 3755 nucleotides. RefSeq names its product transcription factor CP2-like. The coding region runs from base 181 to 1767 and encodes 528 amino acids. Gene Ontology annotation, molecular function: RNA polymerase II cis-regulatory region sequence-specific DNA binding; DNA-binding transcription activator activity, RNA polymerase II-specific. The transcript is spliced from 19 exons. Gene Ontology annotation, biological process: regulation of transcription by RNA polymerase II. Lineage: Eukaryota; Metazoa; Chordata; Leptocardii; Amphioxiformes; Branchiostomatidae. Gene Ontology annotation, cellular component: nucleus. The record is from RefSeq and is a predicted model, not a curated record.
CUGACCAUGAUCCUCCGCGAGGAUGCCCACGCCUGCGCAGUGAGGAACUUUGUAGCUUCCUUCGGUUUGCAAAACACUUGGUAUUUUUUGGGCUUGAAGAACGAAGAAAAUCGCUUUUAUUUUUGCGUCGCUUCGUCUCAUACGUGAAGUCGAUUCUGUGAAGAUACCUCAGACUCAGCCAUGGCCUGGGCACGGACAUCAGACUCCCUCGAUGCAGCCGCCGAUGCCGCCGACGGCCUGACCGCGGACUUCGACGCCAGUCUUUCGGGACUGGGGCACGAACUGGGGUCCACCGCAUACAACAUGAGCGAGGUCUUGGCUCUACCCAUCUUCAAGCAGGAGGGACUUGAGAACAGUUUCCAGUAUAUCUUGUGUGCAGCAACAUCUCCAGCCUCCAAAAUCAAUGAAGAAACUGUGACUUAUCUCAACCAACGUCAGUCAUAUGAGCUGAGAUUAAAGCGCCUGGGAGACAACAGCAGUUUUCAAGGAGGAGAGUUACUUAAGAGUGUUGUGCGUGUGGUGUUCCACGACAGAAGGUUGCAGUACACAGAGUAUGAACAGCUGGCCCAGUGGAGGUCCAUCAGGCCCAAUGAGAGACUGCUUGAUAUUGAUAUCCCCCUGUCAGUGAAUAUUUAUGACAUCAGGAAGGACCCUACUGCCGUCAACAAAGUUGAGUUCCAAUGGGAUCCCAACAAAGAUACCUCUGUGGCAAUACAGGUCCACUGCAUAAGUACAGAGUUCACAGCACAUCGGCAUGGAGGUGAGAAGGGCAUCCCCUUCCGUAUACAGGUGGACUCCUACUCCAUAGAGGAAGAACAUCUCCACUCUGCAUCAUGCCAGAUUAAGGUCUUUAAGCCAAAGGGUGCUGAUCGUAAAAUAAAAACUGACAGGGAGAAGAUGGAGAAGAAGCCAGACAAGGACAAGUACCAGCCCUCCUACGAGUACACCAUCCUCACAGAGGUCUGUAUCAUGCCCCUACAUGAUACAUGUACACAACAGGAAAACGUGUAUCAGUCCGGAACAUCACCACAGCACAACGUUUGUACUUCACCUGAUGCGUCCUUCAAUUCACCUGCCAGCAGCAGCUACAACAGCAGUUUUCAGAGCCCACCUGACAUAAAUAGGUCAGUAAAAACCUUAAUGUUCUCACCUCACCUCUCCGGUCUGUUACUUACCUUUGUUUGUUUCCCCCACAGAAGUCUGCAAAGCCCCACCAACUCCACUACCCAUCCUCCCCCCACAGAGGAUGGGGAUGAUAAGGCUGGAGCCACCGAGUCCCUCAUCCUGCCAUCUGAGCCUCUCUCUCCAGGUGCCAGCAUUCAAGAGACACAGAACUGGCUGGUGCACAACAGAUUUGGGAACUAUGUCAGAACAUUUAAUAACUUUGCAGGAGCUGACUUGUUGAGACUAACCAGAGAAGACUUGGUGCAGAUUUGUGGCCCAGCUGAUGGCAUCAGACUUUUCAAUGCCCUUCAAGCCAGAGCAAUUAGACCAAGACUGACCAUGUACGUCUGUCUAGAGUCACAACAUGUCUAUCAUGCAAUCUUCCUGGAGAACCUGUGUGUGGAAGAGCUGAAGCUGAAGAUUGCCCAGCUGUUCAACGCCUCUCCUUCACAGUUAGCUGAUCUCUACAGACAAGGGCCCACUGGGAUCCAUGUCAUCAUCACUGAUCAGAUGGUGCAAAAUCUCAACGAUGAGACUUGUUUUGCCCUGUCCAUGGUCAAAGCGGAGAAUGACGAGACCAGAUACCAUGUGGUCUUCAAGUAGUAACCAGGACAAGUCCUAUUAGUUUUAGAUACAUGUCUUCUAAGGAGUUUUGUCAAAGGAUGAAAGGAAACUGCUGUUGAUAUCUUAAAGAAAUCGCUAUAAAACUGCUUCCAAGAAGUAGAGAUAUGAAAAAAAGACACAGAAUCAUUGCAAAAUCUACUAUAUAAGCCAUUAAGUCACCCUGCCAACAACCUCCGGUCAGAUUGUUGAUAUUUAGAAGGUGACUGAGUUUCAAAAUCUGCAGAGCUUUGCCUGAAAAUCAACCUUAUCACAAUGGAUGAGGUUCUGUGACCUGUAAACAUUGGCCAGGCUGAAAAUUGCACAGUGGUUGAGAGGAGAUGGCUGUGUUGCUGCGGAAAAUAUUAAGAGCUCACUGCCUCUCACGGUGAGCUAUUUUUCUGCUGUUUGAAGCCGGCUUAAGGGAUGCUUGAUUGCAUGUAGAUAAGAGAAAUCUAUUCUUCUUCUGAAUUAGGAACACUUUCAAUGCCCUGUAUACACACUAUAAACUGCAAACUAUCAAACUAACUACAAGGUAAAGAAAGAAAUGCUUCUUUGUUUUUUCUCAGGGAUAAGUCAAUAUCAAACAUGGUCAAACUGACACUGCCUUUGCUAAACAAAAAUGUUGCAACGCUGUAUUCCAUGAAUGCACCCAUUGAGUAACUUUGUAAAACAAUCCAUAAGACAAAAAUGAGACAAUUCUAGAGAUGAUAUAUUCUGCUUUAACUGACUUUGCUGUAGACAGUAACACUUCAAAUGGAACAUAUCAGUCAUUGCCAUCGUAGAGAGAGCUGGCAAACAAUUCUGUUUGUCAUACUGAAAAGCAGCUAUAAAGAUUCAGACCAGUGAAACAUUGCACUGUAGUUACUCAUUUAUUCUCUUCAACCCUGGAGAGACAUUGCUAAAAAAAUUACAUGUACAAGAAAACCUUAAGUUGAAAAGUAGUUCGUUUGCAUGCUAUGUCAACCUGUAUAAUUUCACUUCUCUGUCUCAAAAUGUGGAUAGUUGCUUGAAAGCUGUACAUGAAAGCUGACACUUGCCUACCAAUGGCCAGUAUUUCUAUAGAAUAACUAACUAAAGUGGUUCAGGUGUAGUGAAAUGAUAGAGGACUUUUGUGAAGCAAACAGAUGAAAUCGGCAGGAUAUACGUGAAGACAUUCAACACAGUUUUGAAAAGACGGUUUACUUGUAGAGAUUGUAUUAUUUGUUUUUAUGAGAAUGAAUACAAAGGCAGAAAACUACAGGAAGUUAGUUUUUAUUGUCAACAGAUUGUAUUGUCCAGGAGGAAAAGGAGAUCACUAUAUGACUGUGAAUGAUAUAAUGUUUUCUAUGAGCUUGUCUGCCAGCUAAGCUGUAAGAUUUCAGAGUCUAGAAACUUUCUGUUCAUGAAAUAUGUAUAUUUUUGGCUAACUGAUACUAAACGUUUGUCAUUAUUUAUAAAAAUCGCAGGUAAAAGUCUUAAGGCUACUACUUAGUCUAACAGCAAAACAUUCUCAUGUUCAACGUUAAGAGAAAUUUUAUGAACAUGUUAGUUAAAAUCAAAGCCAAUUAUGAAAAUUGCAGAGGAAAUUUUAGAAUGAUAUUCACCUUAAAAAGAUGUACGUCUAGCUGUCAUUUUGAAACAAACUGGUGAUGAUUUGUAGUUUUUAGUCUUGAGUUUUGAAUGUCAUCAGAAUUUCAGUAUUUAUGUAUGGAACCAAGAGUGCAGUAUGUCUUGAGUGUAAACCGUACCUACAUGUAUCUAUGUAUACAUAGAUUCAGUCUGCAGACUUCCUAUUCAGCUAGCCUGGUACCCAUUCUAUUCUAGUUCUGUUUGCUUCUUUUGUGGCUUUGCUGCAAAAUAGUCUAGCGUUCAUUGAUAGAGAAACUAUUGGUACAUUCUGUACUUGAACAUUCGUCCUAAAAUAUAGGCUAGAGUUGGCUCUGAGCCCUUUGGCCCUGGGGUUCAAGGCAGCUGAUGAAUUUUUGAUUCCUGAAAUUAUGCAGGAAGUA